CCAUUCACCCUAGCAACUGACGUCACCAAGUCCUGACAACAACAAGCAUCCAAGGUGGCCGCCAAAGGAAGAAUUUGUUACCAGUAAUACCACAACUAAUUCGGGUUACAAACUGUUCUUAUAUUCUAUUGGGACACAAUAAGACUGUCAAGAUGACUACAACCAGGAGGAAUUUGACCUCCUAUGAUAGGGAGAGGCAGCUUGAACAAAGUCGACGUCAAGGAGAAAUUCGUGAAGACACCAUUAAACGGCUGAAUCAGGAACGGCUUUUAGAAGCUAAUAUGAGUAAUGAACGCAAAUUAACAGAGAAAAGAUAUUUACGAAACUUAAUGAAAGAGCACAAAGAAAUGGAAAUGGAAGAAUCUAUUUUAAAGGCCCAGCGUGACAGACUCAUCAGAGAGGAACAGACGGUACAGGAGGAAAGACUGGCCAAGGAGAUGGAGAGAAGGAAGCUGGAUUCGAUGAGAGAUGAAAAGAUGAGGCAACAGAUUAGAGAAACAAGCUUAGAGUUACGAGAAUUAGAAGCCAAAUUGAAGUCAGCGUACAUGAACAAAGAACGAUCCGCACAAAUUGCAGAGAAAGAAGCUCUUAAAUAUGAUAAAGCAAAACGCGAUGCAGAGAUUUCGCGGAAUAUGAAAGAAGAACAUGAGCGUGCUCAGGAUGCGGAGAUAGAAAGACAAAAAGAACAGUACCGCGAACAGAUCCGGUAUCAACAGGAACUCGAGAGACAGUUGGAGGAACAGGAACACAAGAAACAGCAGGCAUACGAGGAAUUCCUCAAGGAGAAACUCAUGAUCGACGAGAUUGUCCGCAAGAUCUACGAGGAGGACCAGAGGGAGAGAGAGCUAGCAUUAGCCAAACAAAAGUCCACACAGAAAUAUAUACAGGAAUUCAAAAACGCUCGCGAAGAAUGGAAACAGCUGGAGAGAAAGAGGAUGGAGGAAGAAAACAGAAAUAUCCGUGCCUUCGCUCGGCUACAAGAGGAUAGAGAGAAGGAGAGGAUGGAGUCGAAGAAGGCCAAAGAGGAUGCUAUGGCUCGAGUCCAGGGAGCGUUGGCAGAGGAGAUCUCCAGACAGGACGCGGAACGUGAGGAGAUGGAGCGUGUCCGUAUGGAACUCUACCUUGAGGAACAAGAAGAGAAGGAGAGAAUGAAGGAGAAGAGCGAUAUAGAGGCAAGAAUACGACAGAAGAUUGAAUUACAACAGACACACGCUCAACAAAUGCACUUCAAGAACCUGAGGAAGGCUGCCCAGGAGGAGGAAGAGGAAGAGUUCAGACAACAGAUGCUGGCCAAAUUUGCUGAGGAUGACCGCAUAGAACAAAUGAAUGCUGCCAAACGCCGCAUGAAACAGCAAGAACACAAACGUGCAGUAGAACAGCUGAUCGACGAUCGUCGUGCCCAGUUCGCUGCCGAUCGUGAGAGAGAACUCUUCGAACGUCGCGAGGAGGAGAAGAUGGAGCAAUUCAAGAGACAGAUCAUCGAGGAGGAGAGACAGAAGUUAUUACAAGAGCAUGCCAUGCGGUUGCUAGGAUACCUACCAAAAGGCGUCAUUCGUGAUACAAAUGACCUUGACAUGCUUGGAUCUGAGUUCAAAUCGGCAUACACAGCGAGACAGGUGGACCCAUUUGAUGAGGAGGCAUGGGACCAAAGUCGGCGAUAGGAUUAGAGACCUAUAGUCUAAAAAAACAAAUCAUCUGUGAUUCUAUUCAAUAUUAUCCUACCUUCCAAGUAAAGUCUUGUAUCAACAGAUACAACCAUUCUUACAAAGGAAACAUUUCUAUUACUGGAAGGGGAAAACUUUUGAUAGGGAAAUUUUUUCGCAUUUGAUAAAAUCUGUCUGGUUUUAUCUAGAGACAUGAAAGGAAAUGCGAAAUACAUAAAUAAUGUAAAGAGAAGUGUUUUGUUAUUUCUCUCCACGAGAAGCAAUUAGGAUAGGAGUUGGUUUUAUACAAAAAUGUAUAAAAUGUACCAAGUGAAUAUGUAUCAAUUUAAAAAAAAUAUGUUCAUCAAAUAAAAUUAAAUAGAUGCUAGUAAUUUUUUAAUCAUUUAGGAAUACACAUUUCUGAGAGUGAUUCGAAAGGGAAAACUUCUACAUUCCAUGAAAACUAUGCAGGAAUCGUUGAGAAAUCUGUUAUUUUUAUUUUUCCUACUAGUUGAGGUUGUCUCCCCUUUCCCGAUCACAUAAUGGCGUUUUAUCUAUGAUGGUUGUUUUCAGUGCUAGUAAAGAUGUGUUUUCUUCAUAGAUAACUGUUGGUAUUCAUUCUUCUUUUCUAGUAAAAAUUCAGUAACUUGGUAAAAUUGUUGUAAUGUGGAGCUGUGGCCAUUGAGAACACGUGGCACUACAAAUAUUCUCAGUUAUGAUUUGUAUUUUGUGUCAAAAAAACUUCAUAUGAUUUAGAUGUCAUUUGAAAUAAUCAAAUGUUGGACAUACAGUAUUUAUAUCAUUUCUUAAACCAUGUCUCAAAAUGAAGUCUAACAAGGGUUUAGAUAACUUCUCUUAAAAGUUUGUAUAUGUGUUCCACUUUACACAGACAGGGGAGGUCCGACACUGAGAAAGUGUUGAAUGUAUGGUAUUUAUGUCUUGUAUGUGAGGAGUGACAUUCUUACAUUUUACUUACAGUUGACAUGUAUCAAUAUUUUUUUGCUCAUUAUACUUUGGGGGGUUCUAUAACAAUAUUUUGAAUGUACCAAUCAGGGUUUUGAGCUAGUUGAUUCAGUUUAGGUUUUUAAAGGUAAAAAAUAUAUAUAUAUAGUAUCAUAACAUAAAAAAAAAUCACAGGAAAAAUUUUGAAAAUAUUGCAUCAGAAACCAUUUCCAAAAUUUUGAUUUUUGUAAUGGAAUAGGAAAUUCUGCAUUGUUUGAACAAAGGGUAAUUCUAAAAUGAUGAUAAGAAAUAAUAAUAAUAAAAUAGACAUGUUAUCCUAGAUAUGACAAACAAUCAUCAGUCAAAUAUAUUAAAGAGAAGUCUGAUUUAGUCUUUCCUCAUUUGCUGGAUAUAACUGGAUACCAGCUAAGUGGUAUGGGUCCAGAGUUAAAGUCAUAAAUAUAUGGUCUUUUAUUGAAGUAAAAUGAUCAUCUGAAAGUUAAGGAGGGGUGGGGCUGUCCUAGAUAAUUAGAGCUUUAUUAAAUUCAAUUGAUCUCUACUUUAAAAUGUUAAUUCAAUUUAAAGCACAAAGGUCUUUAUCAAAAGUUCUAAAUCUCAAAAAAGCCUAAAAAAGAACUUAGAUAAAAAUCUCAUCUUAUUUACAUGUUACUCGAACUCAUGGAUAAAAGUUGUGAAACCGGAGGUACCAAGUAUAGAGGUACACAAUGUCUUUAUCGUAAUGUUUUAUAAUUUCAUUAAGCUGGGUUGAGUUUCACAUAAUGUGUUGAGUUGAUAGCUUCAAUGGUUCUUUUGAGGCUGUGCUACCAUCUUUAUUUGUAAAUAAAAGAUUUGUAUUUAAUCAAUUAUGUGUAUAGAGAAAUAUGUACAAAAUGUACAGUGACGAAAUAAAAUUGAAAAAGAC
Pecten maximus is the source of this 3507-nucleotide messenger RNA. Its product is annotated as meiosis-specific nuclear structural protein 1-like. Lineage: Eukaryota; Metazoa; Mollusca; Bivalvia; Pectinida; Pectinidae. The transcript is spliced from 10 exons. The coding region runs from base 153 to 1661 and encodes 502 amino acids. Gene Ontology annotation, biological process: cilium organization. The record is from RefSeq and is a predicted model, not a curated record. Gene Ontology annotation, cellular component: motile cilium.